UCUGUUUUGAAGUCAUGCCCUCUGUAUAUCAAAUUUCAACUCGCGAUCAAUUCCAGAUUGCCAUCAUCUGCGCCCUAUCCGUCGAAGCAGAUGCGGUAGGAGGUGUCCUGGACGAGACGUACGAGGAGCCUGAUGAUGAUUUAGAUAGCAAACUGCCCGACGAUCCUAAUCGCUAUACCUUGGGGCGCAUAGGCCCGCAUCCCGUUGUUCUGGUCCAACUGCCCGGUCUAGGGACCCUGAAUGCCACGAUCGGCUCAGGCUAUCUGAAACGGCAGUUUCCCAAGGUCCACCUGGCCCUCGUGGUCGGUAUCUGUGGCGCCAUCCCCCGAUUGCCAGAUGGGACAGAUGUCUUCCUGGGAGAUGUUGUGAUCAGCGAAGGCGUUCCGCGCAAAGCUGACGCGGUUUCGGACGGCUUGACCUUCAACGCCGCGCACAACCUUUCAUCUAUGCAACACAACCUCGCCUGCUACCUGCAAGCCACACAGCGCUCGUCCGGCGAACCAAAAUACCACUACCCCGGAACAGACCACGACCGGCUCUUCCCGGCGCGCUACCAGCACCGGCAUCCGGACUCGAUGCCAUGCGAUUUGUGCAGCAGGUACAGUCGCACCGAGGGUCCGGGCUGUAUCGAUACAUUUCACCUCUCCUGUGAGGAUAUGGAAUGCGACAACCAUGUAGAACGAUCGCAGAUCCGGCGGCGUUCGGAUGAGAGUCCUUCCGGCACAGUACCCCGCCCGCGUAUAUUCUGCGGGAAAAUCGGAUGCACCGACAUGGUGAUGCGAUCCGGCGAGGACAGGGAUCGGUUUGCGGCGGAGCACGCGGUUGUUGGGUUUGAGAUGGAAGGCGCCGGGGUGGAGUUGUAUCUCCCUUCUUCCGUUGUGGUGGUGAAGGGGGUGUGUGACUAUGCCGAUAGUCACAAGGAGAAGCGGUGGCAGCCGUAUGCGGCACUCUCUGCGGCUUGUUGUGUCCAAGCGCUUCUUGCCGAGGUUGCUGGCGAAAAUCAAGGCUUGGGGAAAGAGGCAUGGGAUGGGGAUUAGGUGUUUCACUCGGUCGCGCAAGGUGAGUCACGGUUUGCGGAGCAUGGGGUGUCGUCUCAGUCUUGGAAGCUGUGUGUUGGCGUUUGUCUGCUCGGCUUGUUACUAUGUUUGUGUGUGUGUGAUGAGUGGUCUAGAUUGUCGAUCUUAUUCUGAACAGGGUUCUGUCGACACGGUGGUCCCUCGACAUCGCGGUCUUGAGCCUGUUCUAAAACAGAGAAAACUCCAUCGUGAGAUG
Aspergillus uvarum CBS 121591 is the source of this 1272-nucleotide messenger RNA. Its product is annotated as purine and uridine phosphorylase. The record is from RefSeq and is a predicted model, not a curated record. Gene Ontology annotation, biological process: nucleoside metabolic process. NCBI's taxonomy places the organism in Eukaryota, Fungi, Ascomycota, Eurotiomycetes, Eurotiales, Aspergillaceae. The coding region runs from base 15 to 1037 and encodes 340 amino acids. The transcript has 2 exons. Gene Ontology annotation, molecular function: catalytic activity.